Molecule: messenger RNA, 2214 nt
Organism: Trifolium pratense (red clover)
Lineage: Eukaryota; Viridiplantae; Streptophyta; Magnoliopsida; Fabales; Fabaceae
Product: subtilisin-like protease SBT4.8
Exons: 2
Coding region: 1-2214 (737 amino acids)
Biological process (GO): proteolysis
Molecular function (GO): serine-type endopeptidase activity
Source: RefSeq, a predicted model, not a curated record
AUGGGCAAGUAUAAUGUUGGUUUAGUAUUCUUUGUGUUUUUAGCUUUGACAUCAAUAAUUUGUUUGGUGUGUAAUGCCAGUGGUGAUGAAAGCAGUAAAGUUUACAUUGUAUACAUGGGGUCACUUCCUAAAGGAGCAUCAUAUUCCCCAAGCUCUCACCAUAUUAACUUGUUGCAACAAGUUGUGGAUGAUAUUGACAUACAAAAUUGCUUAGUACGAAGUUACAAGAGGAGUUUCAAUGGUUUUGCUGCUAUACUCAACGAUCAACAAAGGAAAAAACUUGUGGGCAUGAGAGGUGUGGUGUCAGUUUUUCCAAGCCAAGAGUACCACCUUCAAACCACAAGGUCGUGGGACUUCCUUGGUUUUCCUCAAUCAAUCAAGCGAGACCAAACUGUUGAAAACAAUUUGGUGAUUGGAGUAAUAGAUUCUGGAAUUUGGCCAGAAUCUGAAAGUUUCAACGAUAAAGGUCUUGGUCCAAUUCCAAAAAAAUGGAAGGGAGUUUGUGCAGGUGGUAGUAACUUCAGUUGCAACAAGAAAAUAAUCGGAGCACGAUUUUACGGUAGUGGAGUUGAGAGUGCAAGAGACAUUAUUGGUCAUGGAAGCCACACAUCAUCAACAGCAGGUGGAAGAGAGGUGAAAGGUGUGAGUUUUGAUGGUCUUGCAAAAGGCACUGCAAGAGGUGGAGUCCCAUCUUCAAGGAUUGCUACAUACAAAAUUUGUGAUUCACCUAGAUGCAGUGGAGAUGCUAUUUUAGCUGCAUUUGAUGAUGCCAUUGCAGAUGGAGUUGACGUCAUCACCGUCUCUUUGGGUUCACAAACACAGGUUGACUUUGUCAAUGAUCCUAUUGCCAUUGGUUCUUUUCAUGCCAUGGAGAAGGGAAUACUCACAACCAAUGCUGCCGGAAACUUUGGUCCUAACCCAAGUAGUACUACAAGUGUAGCACCUUGGUUAUUUACUGUUGCUGCAACUACCAUUGAUCGAAAAUUCAUUACUAAGCUAAUUCUUGGAAAUGGAAACACUUUCGUUGGUACAUCAAUCUAUACUGGCCCUUCAAAUGCUACCAAACUUCCAAUAGCUGUGCGUAAUGCUAAAUAUUGCCCCAAUGGAAGAAAUACAACCCCUGAAAUGUGUGAUUGUUUGGACAAAAGUAUGGUGAAGGGAAAGCUUGUUUUGUGUGGAGCAGGUGGAUUGUUUCCUACUUCUGAUACAGGUAUAAUUGGUUCAAUAAUUAAUGUUACGGACUCUGAUUUUGAUAAUUCUGCUGUCACUUACAAGCCUUCCCUUAACUUGAAAACCAAGGACUUUGUUCAAGUUCAAUCUUACACAAAUUCUACUAAACACCCUGUUGCUCAAAUUUUAAAGAGUGAGAUUUUCCACGACACCAAUGCUGCUCCUCAAGUUCCAAUUUUCUCCUCUCGUGGCCCAAAUCCUUUUGUUCCAGAAAUUAUGAAGCCAGAUAUAAGUGCUCCAGGAGUGAAUAUCUUAGCUGCAUAUUCACCUUUUGCGGGAUCCACCUCAGGUGAUAUGGAUGACAAGAGAAAGUUCAAAUAUAGCCUAGCAACUGGAACCUCUAUGUCAUGUCCUCACGUUGCUGGAGUUGUUGCAUAUGUAAAAUCAUUUCAUCCAGAUUGGUCACCUGCAGCUAUAAAAUCUGCCAUUAUGACGACCGCUAAACCUGUGAAAGGUACUUAUGAUGAUUUGGCUGGAGAAUAUGCUUAUGGUUCUGGGAAUAUCAAUCCACAACAAGCCCUUCAUCCUGGACUUGUUUAUGACAUCACUAAGCAAGAUUAUGUGCAAAUGCUAUGUAAUUAUGGUUAUGAUCAAAACAAAAUUAAACAAAUUAGUGGAGAUAAUUCCAGUUGCCAUAGAGCUCCCGAAAGAUCUUUGUUGAAAGAUAUAAACUAUCCUGCAAUGGUGAUUCCAGUUUUGCCCGAUAAUAACCAUUUCCAUGUCAAGAUUCAUAGAAUAGUCACAAACGUUGGCUUUUCUAACUCAACCUACAAGGCCACUCUCAUCCAUCAUAAUCCAAAAAUCAAGAUCAAAGUUGAACCAAAACUUCUUAAGUUCAAAUCAUUACAUGAGAAGCAAUCAUUUGUUGUCACUAUUAUUGGGAGAGAGAAAUUAAAUCAAACUGUAUUUUCCUCAUCACUCAUUUGGUCUGAUGGCACCCACAACGUCAAAAGUCCUAUUAUUGUACAAAUACUACCUCUAUAA